GCUUUAGUGAUAGCAGUACUUUUAACCUCCAUAAAACAACUCAUAGAAUGAAGAAGUCCUAUAAAUGUACAGAGUGCAGAAAGAGUUUCUACACAAGCAGUGAUCUUACUUUGCAUAAAAAGUCUCAUGCAGGAAAGAAAUAUAAAAGGAUGGAAUGUGGAAGGAGGUUCAGUAUGAAUAUUGAUUUUACUUCUCAUAAAAGGAUCCACAAAGGGGAGAAACCAUAUAGAUGUACAGAGUGUGGAAAGUGCUUCAGCCAACACAAAAAUCUGUCCUGCCAUAAAAGGAUCCACACAGGGGAGAAGCCGUAUAAAUGCACAGAUUGCGGAAAGAGCUUCACCACCAGUGGUUCUCUCACUGGCCAUAAAAGGACCCACACGGGAGAGAAACCAUAUAAGUGUACAGCAUGUGGAAAGAGUUUCCGCAGGCAUACUGAUCUCAUUUCUCAUAAAAGGAUCCACAAAGGGGAGAAACCAUAUAGAUGUACAGAGUGUGGAAAGUGCUUCAGCCAACACAAAAAUCUGUCCUGCCAUAAAAGGAUCCACACAGGGGAGAAGCCGUAUAAAUGCACAGAUUGCGGAAAGAGCUUCACCACCAGUGGUUCCCUCACUGGCCAUAAAAGGACCCACACAGGGGAGAAACCAUAUAAGUGCACGGAAUGUGGGAAGAGUUUCAGCCAAAGUGCUUCCCUUAGUUCCCAUGAAAGGAUCCAUACUGGGAUGAAACCAUAUCAAUGCCUGGAUUGUGGAAAGACCUUCAGUCAAAGCAGUAAUCUUAGUUCUCACAAGAAGAUCCACUCAGGGGAGAAGCUACUUUCUACACUUUGCUCUUUUUCUCUAACCUUGUUAUCAUUUUCAUCUCUCUUUUGCUUUGAAGGUGACAACGGGCAGGAGAAUCAAGAUUCCUGUGAACUGUUCCAAGUGAUCAGUGCUAAAGAUGGAACGGGGAAGUUUGGAAUUCGAAUGGAAUUUGAAAGCCAUGAGAGAAACGAGUCAAAGAAUUGGAGUCAGAAAAGCUCAUCUUCCACUGAUGUUCCGAUGCAAAAUUUUCUUGCCCAACAAGAGAAAAUAAGGAAAAAAUAUACUGGAAAAAGUGUGAAGCUAAUCAAACCUAAAGUAAAUGAACACUAUUUAACCCAAAACAAAGGAGACGAUGCUAUAAGAAGACACAAGGGACAAAAUUACAAUGGGACAUUCAUUCUUUCUCUUGGAAAUAGAUUCUCAAAUCUUACAUCUCAAAAAGCUAUUGACACAAAAGAGAAGCCUUAUAAAUGUUUAGAAUGUGGUAAAUGUUUCAGAACAAAAAAGGAACUUACUAUCCAUAUAAGGAUCCACACAGGGGAGAAGCCAUAUAAAUGCAUGGAGUGUGGAAAGACAUUUACUCAUGGCAGUGGACUUAGAAGCCACAAAAAGAUCCACUCAGGAGAGAAACCAUAUAAAUGCACAGAAUGUGGAAAGACAUUUGGUCAAAUAUGUAAUCUUAUUUCCCAUAAAAGGAGCCACAAAGGGGAGAAGCCAUAUAAAUGCAUGGAGUGUGGAAAGUCCUUUGCUCGCAGCAGUACACUUACUUCCCAUAACAUGAUCCACACAGGGGAGAAACCAUAUAAAUGCAUGGAGUGUGGAAAGACCUUUGCUUAUAGUAGUGGACUUAGUAUACACAAGAACCUCCACACAGGAGAGAAAUCAUUUAAAUGCAUGGAAUGUGGAAAGUCCUUUGCUCGUAGCAGUACACUUAUUUCUCAUAAGAUGAUCCAUUCAGGAGAAAAGCCAUAUAAAUGUAUGGAGUGUGGAAAGACUUUUGCUCAAAGUGGUCAUCUUAUCUCCCAUAAGAUGAUCCACACAGGGGAGAAGCCAUAUAAAUGCAUGGAGUGUGGAAAGACGUUUACACAGAGCAGUGGACUUAGAAGCCACAAAAGGCUCCACACAGGAGAGAAACCAUUUAAAUGUAUGGAUUGUGGAAAGAUCUUUGCUCAAAUAGGUCAUCUUAUUUCCCAUAAGAUGAUCCACACAGGGGAGAAACCAUAUAAAUGCAUGGAGUGUGGAAAGACCUUUGCUUAUAGUGGUGGACUUACUAUACACAAAAAGCUCCACAAAGGAUUGAAACCAUUUAAAUGCAUGGAGUGUGGAAAGAACUUUGCUCAAAGAAGUCAUCUUAUUUCCCAUAAGAUGAUCCACACAGGGGAGAGGCCGUAUAAAUGCAUGGAGUGUGGAAAGACAUUUACUCAGAACAGUGGCCUUGGAAGCCACAAAAAGAUCCACAUGGGGGGAGAAGCUAUAUAAAUGCAUGGAGUGAAAAAAAAACCUUUAGUCAAAAACGUAAUUUUAUUUCCUAUUGGAUGAUCCACAGGGGAGAAGCCAUAUAAAUGCACAGAAUGUGGAAAGAGCUUUGCUCACAAUGGUCAUCUUACUUCUCAUAAAAGGAUCCACAUUCGGGUGAAACUAGGAUCUCCUGCCUGAGCCAAAAGUGCAGAUUGUGUCUCCAUUGGGAGGGGUGGUCUUUAAAAAAAAAAGUUCUGAUCCAAUAUGGAUCUAGAACAGGGGUGAGUUCUGGCUGGCAUUACUGCUGGUUCGCUCGUGUGCGCACUUCUCAAAAAAAGAGAUGAGGACAGCGGUGACCGAGGAACCAGUUCGGGGAUGUGGCUGACCUGGGUCGCUGCCAGUUCCGCGACUCAGGCCAGCAUACCAUUAUCGAUUCAGCCAAACCAAUCCAAACCAGUAGGAACCCACCACUGAUUCAGAAGUGAAUUAAAAACUCCAGCAACUCCCAUCUCAAUCAAAUUGGAACCCCAAAAUGUUAUCAGUACAUUUUUGUCUAAAAUUAGGUUAAUUUUGGGUUGGGCCAUAAAAAUAAUUCUUUCCAUCUGAUAGUCUGUUUGUUUACCUACUAAAAGUAAUCUUUAUGAAUUGAAGAUGUUUUCAAUAAAAAUGGGCUCUUAAAAGUUUUGAAUUUCCACUGAUUUAAAAAUCCUCCAUUUAUUCUCUUGCUGAAGUAUUUUUUUCUCAUCCAGAAUUUGCAUUUCUUGUUCAAAUAGUCAUGAUUUUCACUUUGUAAAGCCACUGCCUUUUUUUUAAGCAAUUCCACAAAGAUCUUUAAUGUCCCCAGAUGCAAA
Messenger RNA from Thamnophis sirtalis, 3109 nucleotides. NCBI's taxonomy places the organism in Eukaryota, Metazoa, Chordata, Lepidosauria, Squamata, Natricidae. The record is from RefSeq and is a predicted model, not a curated record.